Molecule: messenger RNA, 1503 nt
Organism: Rana temporaria (common frog)
Lineage: Eukaryota; Metazoa; Chordata; Amphibia; Anura; Ranidae
Product: serine/threonine-protein kinase SBK1-like
Exons: 5
Coding region: 1-1503 (500 amino acids)
Biological process (GO): peptidyl-threonine phosphorylation; peptidyl-serine phosphorylation
Molecular function (GO): protein serine/threonine kinase activity; ATP binding
Source: RefSeq, a predicted model, not a curated record
AUGGAGGUUGGCUUCCAUAAACAUGGUCAUUGUGAUGGAAACAGUAUCAGCAGUCACACCUCAGCCCGGCAUUCUACAUCCUCUUUAGCAUAUCAAUUCAAUAUCAAUGAGAUGAUAAGUUAUGUCCUGGGUGUGAACAUUCUCUUUAUAGUCUACAGACAUUGUCCAGGAAAACCAAAGUCUGCCAUGGAAGUAUUUGGGAAUAUGGAGAAAAGGGUGGUAGAUUUAGAGGAAGUUUCCAGUUUCCACCAAGGAACACCUGGGAUAGACUUAGAAAACAAUUUUAAACAGUUGAAACAUCUCAUGGAAAAACAAAUUAAGAUUUGGUGGGAGGACACUAUGGCCUCUGUUGUUGAUGAUGUGGAAGGACUUCUGGAUAGAAUGGCCGCCUUCUUUUCCCAAGGGCUGCAGAAUGUAGACUUAGAGGAGCACUUCUUUAAUGUGAAGGAACUUGGAGAAGGAGGCUAUGGAAGAGUAUUAUCGGCAAACGAAAAGAUAACAGGUCAAACCAUGGCAUUGAAGAUUAUGGAUAAAAAAAGAACCAGACAGCAGUCUUUCCUCCAGGAGUUUAGCAUUUCAUACUUACUUUCUUCUCAUCCCAAUAUCAUCGGAUGUAAUGGCAUCGCCUUCACCACCAUCAACUACUUUGCCUUUGCCCAAGAACUGGCCCCUGUUGGUGAUCUAUCCUCCAUAAUUUUACCACACGUGGGAAUCCCAGAAGAUGCAGUCAAGAGGUGUUCUGUACAGAUCUCCAAUGCUCUUGAAUUCAUGUCCGAGAAAGGACUUGUUCAUAUGGAUUUAAAGCCAGAAAACAUUUUAGUGUUUGACCAGGACUGUCACUCCAUCAAGAUCACAGACUUUGGCCUUGCUAAAGUCAGAGGGACAGUGAUAACCUCCGGGUGUGGCAGCAAAUCUUACAUGGCCCCAGAAUUGGGUGACAUAACCGUCUCAGAUGGACUGGUUGUAGAUGGAAGCAUGGAUGUGUGGUCAUUUGGUCUCAACAUCUACUGCCUACUCACAGGGGAGUUUCCAUGGCAGGUGGCCACCCUUGAUGAUGAAGGAUAUAAAUGUUUUGUUGACUGGCAGAACAAUUUUCAUAUGGACAACCCUCCUGAAGCAUGGAGAAAGAUUCCCACUGAGAUACGAAGAAUGUUUAUCGAUCUUUUGGCCAUUGACUAUAUGAAAAGAAGUAAAGCUACAGAAAUUCUGAAAUAUGUGAGUGAAAGCUGGAAGGAAGAAUCUCCAGAUGCAGCCACAGGACAAGAAGAUGAGGAUCCCAUGAAAAGCAGUUCUGUACAAUCUGAGGAAUCCAUGACUUCUGACCUGAACACCUCACAGGGUAGUGUUUCCAUCACAUCCUUGUCUUAUCUUUUGACCACAGACUCUUCUAGAUCUCAGUCUGAGAUGAGCCCAGAGCCACAGAAGGACAACAUGGAAGAGGCACUUAUCAUAUUUGAUGAUGAAUUUUCAUUACACGUUGGUGCAGAGGUAGACAUUGAAUGA